AUGAGCCAACGCAGUGACGAGGAUGCCAACUCAGACAGUACGGUGGAGGAAACGCUGGUGAUGCUAAACCUGCCACAGCUCAACAGCGAUGAACGGAAAUUGAAAAAUCUAAACAUCUAUCGAAAAAAAAAAGGAGACCAAAUUUACAUAGAGAAUGAACCGGGGGUGAAGAAGAAGGAAAAUCAUUCAAAGGGGAGCCCCAACGGUGCGGUGAAGGGCAACCAACUGGGGAGUCUGAACAAAAUAAAUUUUGACUUAACGAAUGAUGAGGAACAGGAACUUGUGGGGGAUGUCCUCAUAAGUGGGGAUGGCUCGGAGGAAAUGGGAAGCUCCGCUCGGGGGGACGCGACGGAGGGGGCGUCAUCGCCGCGGGGGCAGAACAGUGAGGGGCAGAAAAAUGAGGGGCAGAAGAAUGAGAGGCAAAAGAAUGGGGGGACCCAAGAUACCCAUCACCCGAAGCACUUGCGCGGGAACCAUGUGGAUAACAUCCCAUUCGACAUCGACACCAUCUCCAUAAGUAACCUAUUUGCCGAGUGCCCCGAAUGCAUAAUAAACGGGAAAUACAAAUUUAAGGGCAUUCACACGUCGAGUAUUGGGACGAAUUUAUUUUUCAAGGAGCCAGACAGCCUCAAAAAAAAGAGCGGCCUGUCGAAUUAUGAGCUGUCGUACGAUCACCUGGGCACCAACAUGAAGGGAGAGAACAGAAUGAGCAGAGAUGACUUCACCCACUACGAGGGCUACUCCACAAAAAUAAUAUCCUUCGAAAUAGACUACUAG
Plasmodium vivax (malaria parasite P. vivax) is the source of this 777-nucleotide messenger RNA. RefSeq lists its product as hypothetical. The record is from RefSeq and is a predicted model, not a curated record. The transcript has a single exon. The coding region runs from base 1 to 777 and encodes 258 amino acids. Lineage: Eukaryota; Apicomplexa; Aconoidasida; Haemosporida; Plasmodiidae.